AAUAUGAGGCGAUCCCGUCGUCCGCAGAUCGUAUCGUAUUACUCUUGACUACGAAGCGCGGACGCAAUUAGACGCAACUGAACCCGACAACAAGUGCGGAAGGAGACAAGAGAGAAAGAGUAAGAGUGCCUCAUCAAGAUAUCAUGUCUUCGAUAUCGGCGCAGGGCGUCGUCGAGCGUGCCAGUGCCGAACUAACCAAACGAAUCAAUGGCCUGGGAUUACGGACGUCGAAGCAUCAUGGGAGCGGCAAGACCAGCGUGAUGGAACGCGUGACAAACGUCUUCUGCGGCGGCAGUGGUAGCGUCGCUUACAUGAAUUUGCAAAGCGCGAAUAAUGCGAAUGCGAUGCCCGAAAAGCCCAGUCGAAGUGCCGCACAGACCAUUAACAACGUACCAGCAGGCAACAAUAAAGAACGCUUGAAUAACGUCACCCCGAGCAGAAGUAGGAUACCCAGAAAUAGGAUGAAGAUAGCCGUUCCCCUGGCAAGUGGAGGAACCGGCGGUUACAUGCCACCGAUUACGUGGGAACAGUUGAUGCAAGACGAUAACUUCCUUGGACGAUUUUUUCUCUACUUUAACGCUACGGAAAGAAGAAUCUUGGCUCAAGUUUGCACGAGAUGGAGAGACGUUUUGUAUGCGAGACCACGUCUUUGGACGGGGCUGGUACCGGUGGUGCGAUGCCGCGAGGCUCGCGCUAUGCAAUCAAACGCACGUACCCGACUUUACGCUUCUUUAGUAAGAAGAGGCUUCGAUUCGUUAGUUCUCUUAGGUGCGACCGACGAAGAUAUUCCGGAAUUAACACGCGGUUUUCCGUUGGCUCAACGUUACGUGCAUUCUCUAUCAUUGCGAUGCUGCGCGGUGACGGACCGAGGUCUCGAAACUCUCUUGGAUCAUUUGCAGGCUUUGUAUGAGCUUGAAUUGGCCGGCUGCAAUGAGAUAACAGAGGCUGGCCUGUGGGCAUGCCUUACUCCCAGAAUAGUGUCGUUGUCUUUGUCGGAUUGCAUCAAUGUCGCCGACGAGGCUGUCGGCGCUGUGGCUCAGUUGUUGCCGAGCCUCUAUGAGUUUUCUCUGCAAGCUUAUCAUGUUACUGACGCUGCACUUGGUUACUUCAGUGCAAAGCAAAGCAGCGCACUUAGCAUCUUGAAACUGCAAUCCUGCUGGGAGCUCACAAAUCACGGCGUAGUAAAUAUUGUACAUUCCUUACCUAAUCUGACCGUACUGUCACUUUCUGGAUGCAGUAAAGUAACAGAUGACGGCGUUGAAUUAAUCGCGGAAAACUUGCCAAGACUUCGUUCCUUAGAUCUCAGCUGGUGCUCAAGGAUUACAGAUGCAGCCUUAGAAUAUAUCGCCUGUGAUUUGAAUAACUUAGAAGAACUCACAUUAGAUAGGUGUGUACACGUUACUGAUAUCGGCGUUGGUUACAUCUCCACGAUGGUUUCAUUGAGUGCUUUGUUUCUAAGAUGGUGUUCACAACUUAGAGAUUUCGGACUUCAACAUUUGUGCGUUAUGAGAUCUCUACAAGUGUUGUCUGUGGCAGGUUGCCCAUUGCUCACAAGUAGUGGUUUAUCUAGUCUGAUACAGCUUCGACACUUACACGAGUUAGAACUAACUAAUUGUCCAGGAACGUCCCGAGAACUGUUUGACUAUUUACGUGAACAUUUACCACGUUGCCUAAUCAUCGAAUAAAUAUUUAAUAAAAAUAUUUGCGAAUAAAAUUCUUUAUGAUAUGCAAACGUAUGUGUCAAACAGAAAGAAUUAAACUGCGAGAAACAGAUCUUAAUAGAAAAACUUCGCAGAAAGCAAUAUUUUGAAAGAAAGAUGGGAGCAGUGUAACUGAUAGCAGCAUAAGAAGUAACUGACGUCCAGAUAAUGAAAGAAUUACGUUUUCCUCGUAAUGGUCUAAGAGAAUACUAGCCCUCAAUAUAUAAUACGUAGACAUUUUUAAUACAUUAACGUCCCAUGCACUUCCGUUCGUUUCAUAUUUUUUCAUUCUGCCACGUAAUCAUGUUCUACAUGGGCAUGUAAGAUUGUGAUUGUAUCUAUAUCGAUUAGAUAAAACAGAAAGAAGACUCAAGCAUGUAAUGAUCAUGUACAAAAAUGAAUUCAGUAUUGUAGAAAAGAUAUUAGAAAAGAUUGAUAAUGCAUCAGAGAUGAGAGAUCAGUGAUUCCUUCUUUUUGCCUCCUAGUAAUAUAGAAAAUCCAAAUAAACAUAUAUAGCAAAAGACUCAACAGUUAGAACUGUGAUAAAUUUAUAUUGUACAUAAUUCUAAUUGGUUCGCAUACAUUUAAACUACAUUAUCAAGGGCAUUUGACGGAUGCAAUAGCCGCGAAAAAAUCAUUUGGUUAAUGAAUUUAAGACAUUAUUUAUUUAAGUAAUUACAUAUUGUUGUUGUUCGAUUAUUGUCUCCGCCAAAUACGUCUAUCGUGUGCAUUGUUCCAUUCUUUGCGAUUAUAGCUACAGUACACUUCACAUGUUACUUGAAAGAAAGUAAUUAGCAGAUAUUAAUUACACAGAAAAUAACAUUCCAAGUCGUAUUACCCGAUAAUCUAUUCAUGAAUACAUGAUUCGUGUUAUUUGUUUUGAUACAUGAAUUAUAGACAGAAAAUCAUGCGAUUCACAAUUGUAGCACUCGCGAUAACGUGAUAAACAUCGUCAUCCUUAUAUUAUCUUCAUAUAUCCCUAUGCAAUCGGUGUUUUCUAAAUUUUAAGACUUUACUAGCUGUAUUCUUUGUGGUUUCCAACUAAGUAUAUAUUAACGUAACAUAUAAUUAGAUAUAUUUCACGGAUUUCGCAAAAUAAUUUUAAUAAUUUGUGUGUUACGUCAGUAUGUGUCGUAUUACAUCUUUUAUUGAUAUAUAUCACAUAGAUAAGCUCUAUUAAUGACUAAAUAAGUGCAUCGUAUUAAUCAAUUUAAAUAAGCACCACAUGUCCGAGCUGCGCAUUAGGACAACAGCAAUAGAAUGCCAAAGAAUGUUUUUCUUAAUUUAUUAUUGUUGUAUUUACUAUUCAAAAUACAAAAACAUUUUUUAACA
Trachymyrmex septentrionalis is the source of this 3032-nucleotide messenger RNA. Its product is annotated as F-box/LRR-repeat protein 16. Gene Ontology annotation, molecular function: protein binding. The transcript has 7 exons. NCBI's taxonomy places the organism in Eukaryota, Metazoa, Arthropoda, Insecta, Hymenoptera, Formicidae. The coding region runs from base 144 to 1685 and encodes 513 amino acids. The record is from RefSeq and is a predicted model, not a curated record.